CAUGGAACCUGUCAACAAGCCCGGAAAACGGAGACGUGGAAGAUGUAAAAAAGGGAAACAGUCCCAUUAUGAUGCGCUGAGCAGGCAGAUGUUCCCAGCUGUGGCUCCUGGGAACCCGGAGAAGUGUGAUUUAAAUGAGAACCAGCUCUCCCUGCACCAACAGAGUCUGCCGCCGCUCCACGUGGCCUGCCUUUAUGGCGAGUUGGGUGAUGUUCAGCUCCUGGUGAAGUUCAGGCAACAGUGGAUCAACAGCAGUGAUUCCCAAGGUCGCCGGCCCCUCCACAUGGUCCUGUCCUACAAGAGCUUCCCCAGAACCUGCGCCUGUCUCAGAUACCUGCUGGAGCACGACGCCGACGUUAAUGCCACCACAGACUUGGGGCAGACCCCGUUGCACCUGGCCGCCUCUGAGGGCUUUCUCGACUGUGCAGAGAUCCUCGUGAAGGCCGGAGCAGAUGUUUUGGCCAAGGACAGCUUGGGGCAGACACCUCUGGACUUAGCCUGCAUCUGGUGCCACAGGAAGGUAGCGAGGUAUCUGAAGAGCUGUAUGUGGCAUGUGAAUAAAGAGAAAGAAAGAAAGGAGAGAGUGCUGGUUCAGGCCUUAUACACUGAUCUUGUGGGCAUGGCCAAACAGAAUAAUCUCACCAGAAAGACACUCACUGAUGAAAAGGUGGCUGAGUGGGCAAAGAAGAAAGGCGUGGCCCUCCUGAAGGAUUUCUCCCUCAGGGAGCAGGUGAGCAAGUAUCACACCAAGUGCUUCUUAGCAGAUCAGAGCAACUGUGAGUCAAAGCAUGCAAAGGCCCACUGUGAGGAGCAGCAGCCUGAAGGCAUUAAAGAGGACAGGAACACCCUUCCUAAGCCACCCUUCAAACCAUGGAGCAUCUUCACAGGCCUCCAGCCAAAGAAACCCCUCGCAGAACCCGACCUCCGUGACAGCGUCACCAUUUGGAGGGACAGCUCCAGCAGGCAACUUCAGUACACCACCAGGUGGGACAGCACGCCUCGCCCCGCUCCUAACCUGCCUCUGGAUGUCCUUGAGAGGGUGUUGUUUCCCAGAGCCUUCCCUUCCAGGAUCACCUGGCCACAGGACUUUGAGUCACAGAACAUGGUGGAGGUCAAGCAUCAAGGAUGCCCUCAGGAGCACAACACCUCCCCCUGGACAGAGGUGGCCAUGUGUCUGGUUGAGGUGCUGGAGUUUAGACAGUACUGACUUUCCCAGUCUUGGCUGAAGAGAUUUAACCUGAAACUGGGAACAGGCUCCGAAGAAAUGCAUUAAAAGCUUGAGUGUCACUAUGUUUAGAGUUUGUCAAAUAGCUUUUUCAAAUGGAAACAUUUGACAUCAACAUACGUGAAAAAACAUUUAGUGGAACUAUUAAGCUCAUUUUCAGCUUCAUAUUUUUUCAUUCUUGAACUCUACUAGGGUAGCUUUGCAUGACUCAUAGAUCAUAAUAAUCCUUAUACUAAACAUUAGUGCAGCACCUCAGAUCAUCAUGUCUGAAACAAGCCGUUCUCAGCUCCUCUCCAUUUAAGGACACCAUUCUUCUGAUUGGCAGCCCCUCGUCAGCAGAUUUAGACAGAACCAGAUGGAUGUAACUGAGAUGACUAGAUUAGGAAUAUCUGAUCCCAUUAACAUCACACUGAGGCAUGAGCAGAAAGAAAUUCUCUGAAACAUGAGCGUUUGCUCCAGGGGAUUACCUGUAUAUGUACUCAUAACUUGAAAGAUAUAAGGUCCCUUUUAAUAGUUUUUAAAUC
Molecule: messenger RNA, 1749 nt
Organism: Maylandia zebra (zebra mbuna)
Lineage: Eukaryota; Metazoa; Chordata; Actinopteri; Cichliformes; Cichlidae
Gene: ankrd53
Product: ankyrin repeat domain 53
Biological process (GO): regulation of mitotic spindle organization; positive regulation of microtubule polymerization; mitotic metaphase chromosome alignment
Cellular component (GO): spindle pole
Molecular function (GO): protein binding
Source: RefSeq, a predicted model, not a curated record